GCGGAGCUCCAAACUGACCAAUAACGAAUCGCGUUUUCCCCUCUUUAAUCAGGAAGCUGUGUUGUGGUGACAGCUGCGCCAUGAUUUCUCCUCCACAACAACACCAGGAGGAAGAGUUGAACCGUUAGAACAAACUACAACGUCUGAGAAGCUCACAGAUCCGCCCGGGUUGGAGAAGCACCGCAGGCGUCAUGCUGUCGGACGCAGAUUACUCUGGGAAUCCGUCUGGAGCCCGGAGAGGCAAGAAGAGGAGCUCCGGGGAGUCACCGGGAGACGGACAGACCCUCCGCUCCUCUGGACGGCAGAUCAACGUCCGGGUGAAGCGAACCAACAACCCUCCACCUGGACAGAGCAAGCGAAAAGCCACGGACACGGAGGAGGAAGAUGACCAGUCGGAGAAGAAGUACAGAAAAUGUGAGAAGGCUGGAUGUUCGGCCGUUUACCCCGUUUGUUUUGCAAGCGCAUCUGACAGGUGUGCUAAAAAUGGAUACACAUCUCGCUGGUAUCACCUGUCGUGUGGAGAACAUUUCUGCAACGAGUGCUUCGAUCAUUAUUACAGAAGUCACAAAGACGGCUACGAGACGUUUGCUUCGUGGAAGAAGGUUUGGACGAGUAACGGGAAGAGUGAGCCCAGUCUGAAAGCUUUCAUGGCUGAUCAGCAGCUUCCGUUCUGGGUUCAGUGCACCAAACCGGACUGCAGGAAGUGGCGUCAGCUGACCAAAGAGAUCCAGCUCACCGCCUCGCUGGCAGCGUCGUACCGUUGCGGGAUGAAGUUCAACAACAUCAAGAGUGAGGGACCCGACCAGUGCUCCCAGCCAGAGGACUUGAGAGUAGCUGAGGUGACCGACAGCUGGUGGCACUCCAUGCUCAUUUUACCUCCGCUGUUCAAAGAAAGCCCAGCGAGUCCUUUCCUGGCCGCCUACUACCCCGACUGUGUGGGGAUGAGUCCGUCUGGGUCUUCCAUGUCUCAGACCGAGCUGAGGGCCGAUCACUGCAGAGCCGUGCAGCCGCAAAUUCCAGGCCUGUGUCCGUACUUCCAGCCCUUCUACCAGCCCAACGAGUGCGGUAAAGCUCUGUGUGUGCGGCCGGAUAUGAUGGAGCUGGACGAGCUUUACGAGUUCCCGGAGUUUUCCCGAGAUCCCACCAUGUAUCUGGCUCUGCGUAACCUUAUCCUGGCCUCCUGGCACCAAAACUGUAAGGAGGUGCUGACUUCCCAGAAAUGCGCUCUGCACAUCAUAGUUCGGGGUCUGGUUCGUGUUCGCUGUGUGCAGGAGAUGGACCGAGUGCUGUACUUCAUGACCAGGAAGGGCCUCAUCAACACGGGUGUCCUGGCAGUGAAACGGCCGCUGCUGCCAGAACGGUAUCGCUCAAAGAACGUGAUAGUCAUCGGUGCUGGACCUUCAGGUCUGGCUGCUGCACGACAGCUGCACAACUUUGGCACUCAGGUGGUGGUGCUCGAGGCCAGGGAGAGGAUCGGCGGUCGGGUUUGGGACGAUGCUUCUCUGGGCGUCACUGUUGGUCGAGGAGCUCAGAUCGUCAACGGCUGUGUGAACAACCCCAUCGCCCUGAUGUGUGAACAGAUGGGCAUCAAGAUGCACAAGCUGGGGGAGCGAUGCGACCUGUUCCAGGAGGGAGGACAGGUGACCGACCCGGCCAUCGACAAGCGCAUGGACUUCCACUUCAACGCCAUCCUGGACGUGGUGUCAGAGUGGAGGAAGGACAAGUCGCAGAGCCAGGACACACCACUGGGAGAAAAAGUCCAGGAAGUGAAGAAGAACUUCCUCCAGGAGUCUGGGAUCCAGUUCAGUGAGUUGGAGGAGAAAGUUCUUCAGUUUCAUCUCAGCAACCUGGAAUACGCCUGUGGAAGCACGUUAGACCAGGUAUCGGCCAGAUCCUGGGACCACAAUGAGUUUUUCGCCCAGUUCUCAGGAGAUCACACUUUACUCACUAAGGGCUACGCCGUUCUACUCCACAAGCUGGCUGAAGGCCUCGACAUCCGCACAAAAUCUCCGGUUCAGGCCAUCGACUACUCAGGUGAUGUUGUCAAAGUUACUUCUUCUAACGGGUCUCAAUGGACGGCACAGAAGGUCCUCGUUACAGUCCCACUGACGCUGCUGCAGAAGAACAUGAUCCAGUUCAACCCCCCACUUCCUGAAAGGAAACUGAAAGCGAUCCACAGUCUGGGAGUCGGGAUCAUAGAAAAGAUCGCUCUUCAGUUCCCGUACAGAUUCUGGGGCAACAAAAUCCAAGGAGCAGAUUACUUCGGUCACAUCCCACCAGGUCCUGAGAAGAGAGGCAUGUUCAGCGUCUUUUAUGACCUCGACCCACAGGGGAAGCAGGCUGUGCUGAUGUCUGUGAUCACCGGUGAUGCUGUUCCUGCUGUUAGAGACCUGGAGGACAAGGAGGUGGUGGACGAGUGCAUGAAGGUCCUGAGAGAACUUUUCAAAGAGCAGGAGGUCCCAGAACCGCUGCAUUUCUUGGUCACACAUUGGAGUAACGACGUGUGGUCCCAGAUGUCCUACAGCUUCGUGAAGACAGGAGGCAGCGGCGAGGCCUACGACAUCCUGGCUGAGGACGUGCAGGGAAAAGUGUUCUUCGCUGGAGAGGCGACCAACCGACACUUUCCUCAGACGGUGACUGGAGCCUACCUCAGCGGGGUCAGAGAGGCCAGCAAGAUGGCGGCCAUGUGAGCUUUUAAAUCCCCGUCAGAGCUUCUCAAGCACACCAGCACAGACUCGCACCGAGCGACUCACCGUUUGUCCACUCAGACUGAGCAGAGCUAUCAGAACUGAAGGCCGGAGACGAUGUUUUCUUGCCGUACUGUGACGCGUCCGAUCAGCAGGACGCCGAGAAGUGGAAGUGCUCUUUUUUUUCUUUUUUUUUUUUUUUUUUUUUUAACAUCAAAAUCCGUCAGGUUAAAAACGUAAAUACUGAGAAGCGGCCAUGUGCAGCUCUGUGCUGGAAAACAGGAUGAAAUUCAGAGUUUCAUGACAUUUCUACUUCUGUGAACACAUUUCAUUUUUAACUAAUCAGGCUGCGGGAAACCUUGGUAAGACCUCCAUCGUCUAAUCACGGCUUUAACUCUGAGAAUUGAGAGGUUGUAUCGUAAAAUAUCUCCUCUGAGAGUCAAAACCAAAUGUUACAUCCAACGGUUGUGGAUUUGAAUUGUCCUGCUUGUGAUUAAUGUGUCGCCACUUGAACCGGGGAAAGGUUAGAUGUGUAGUACUUCUGUCAUAGCACUUUUGAUUUAAUACCGUAAGAAGAGAAAUGAAGAAAUGAUGUGUAGUUAAAUUCCCUGCAGGGCUCAGAUCAAUCAGAAGUUUGUCCCCUUAUUUUCUCAGGGAAGUGAUCUGGACAAAACCAACCAGCUGACAAAAAAAGAAAAUAAUGAGAAUGGACAAUUUUGAACAACCGAAGGAGAAAAAUAAAUAAUUGUCUUGUAUGAGUUCUUGAACAGUUUAGUUCCUGGAGUUUAGGGGAAUCGGGAAACAGCACAACAACGUCCUCACUUUGAAUAACGUCAACUAAUUAUGCUUCAUGUGUAGAUUCAUAUCUGUGUCUGGAUCAGUGCAUCGAUGUGAUCAUGUCCUGUUUGUCUGACUUCACACUGCUCGAUGUUUAUCUCAUAUGUGUCUAAUAAACUGAGCUGUGAACUGCCAGAAUGA
Molecule: messenger RNA, 3665 nt
Organism: Acanthochromis polyacanthus (spiny chromis)
Lineage: Eukaryota; Metazoa; Chordata; Actinopteri; Pomacentridae
Product: lysine-specific histone demethylase 2
Molecular function (GO): oxidoreductase activity; protein binding; zinc ion binding
Source: RefSeq, a predicted model, not a curated record